Messenger RNA from Abrus precatorius (Indian licorice), 426 nucleotides. RefSeq lists its product as uncharacterized. The transcript has a single exon. The record is from RefSeq and is a predicted model, not a curated record. Lineage: Eukaryota; Viridiplantae; Streptophyta; Magnoliopsida; Fabales; Fabaceae. Bases 1 to 426 code for a protein of 141 amino acids.
AUGAGUUCGGUGUUGAACGAAAGAAGGGAUGCAGAAUGGAAGAAAACGUGGACAGGAAACACUUUGUUAUCUGCUCCUCCUCUUUCACUACUGGCCAUAGUUGGCAUAGUAGUGUUCUUGUUGUGGCUUUCAUCAUAUUUGAAUUUGAAUUACAAGUACACUGCCAUGCAGAUGGCCACGACCAACUUAAAGAUGUUGCUCUUGUUUUUGCCUCUUGUGUUGACCCUCAUGGCCCAAGGUGGACGCCUCGUGGUUCCAGCAUCAAGUGUGGCUCGUUUCCACGAUAGAGAUGAGGAGUCAGAAUCAUCAAUAUAUUGGGGAUGGGUUACCUUUGUUGUUUUUCUUUUGGUUUUGAUAUCCUAUCGACUACACCCUAUCUUUGUCAUUGCAAUAGUAUUUUUGUAUGUCUACAUAUUAUCAGCGUAA